Opisthorchis viverrini is the source of this 360-nucleotide messenger RNA. RefSeq lists its product as hypothetical. Gene Ontology annotation, molecular function: transcription coregulator activity; double-stranded DNA binding. Lineage: Eukaryota; Metazoa; Platyhelminthes; Trematoda; Opisthorchiida; Opisthorchiidae. The annotation marks the transcript as partial. Gene Ontology annotation, biological process: regulation of transcription by RNA polymerase II. Gene Ontology annotation, cellular component: nucleus. The transcript is spliced from 4 exons. The record is from RefSeq and is a predicted model, not a curated record.
UUGGAAUUACAUCCAUACAGGUUUGAACCCAUGUCCUACCGUCCCGGCGACAAGGUGUUUGCUAAAAUUAAGGGAUUUUCGAAUUGGCCCGCGCGUGUUAACCCCCUUCCACCUGAUGUACAGAUACCAAAAGGCAAACUACCUGUGUUCUUUUAUGGAACAUAUCAAGUUUCGUUUGUACCGGUCAAGAAUAUCGUACCAUAUGAGAAAUUCAAGGAGAAGCUAGGCAAACCAAAGUCCAGUCCUCAGUUUAUGACUGCUAUGCAGGAGAUCGAGUCUAAUCCUGGAAUAUAUAUGCUAGGUGAAGACCCACGUGCGGAACGCUUCCUGCUGCAGUUUUACCAAUUCCAACCAGGUAAG